AUGGAGCGCGCACCUUUCCCAGACGUCACUGGCUUGCGUCUGCGCGCACCAUCACGAGCAGCAUUCGCAGCAGACCCGCACAGCGUGGCUUCGUUGGGUCGUGCAUCUCUGUCUACAUCACUUACGCUCCGCCAUGUGCAGACGCAAGCUCAAAGCAGCUUUCAUACUUCUGCAUCGGCUGUGAUCGCGGCGGCUUGGGGCACGGUCCUGUAUAUGUAUCUGCAACAUGAAUGUGAAUUGGUAGCCUUUGAUGGCGUGCGGGGCCAAGAUACCGUGUCCAUUCCCGUUGGCCCGACUAUGUGCGAUAUGCGCAACCCUUUAUCCCUUGUUGAGCAUAUCAACUGUGCAUGGUCAGGUGCCCCUACGAACAUCACAGGACCCACCCUAUUCUUUGAUGCACUUCAUGAUCCUGAAUCGGUUGCCUUCGCACGCGUCGAGACUGUACUGCGUGCCCAUCCCGAGGUGACAUUAGCCUGCAUCGCCUAUGUGAAUGCGGAUGAACUCAUCACUUUAUCUCUUCUCGCCUCACCCAGCGUCCACGUACAUGGCUCGGCAAAGACGCAGCUCGAGCAGAUGUGCGAGGCUCUGUGGGCCAUCCUUGAGCACCGUGACCCCAUGACGAUGCCGCUCCAUCUUACCAGCCUGGCCAAUCCACAUCCGCAGCCCAUGUCGACCGACAUGCCCAAGGGCAUGGCUGGGGAGCGUCUCGAAGAUCAAUUCCUACGGCGUGCACAGGACAUUCCUCACGUGCCUGCACUGAAGUGUUGUACGUCUGUGUCGCCCCCGACUUUCGUGUCGUGGUCGUAUCAAGAGCUGGACACACGCUCCAAUGAAAUCGCGCAGCUUUUAUGGAGCUGCGGUGUGGGUUAUGCGGCUGCGCAAAGCGACGAUGAUCAAGUGAUAGUCCUAUGCAUGGCCAAAUGCAUGGACAUGUACGCUGCUAUUUUGGGUGUACUCAAGGCGGGAGCGACUUGGUGUCCGAUCGAUCCUGGUUGGCCAUCGUCGCGGCAAUCUGCUCUUCUCAUCAAAUCGGGUGCGCGCGUCGCACUCACGACAGGUGCCGAAGCCCCAAUGGUAGAAAGCUCAUGUCCGGAGCAUAUCCAAGUGGUCCGACUUGACCGGCCAUUUCCCUCAUUGACUUCGCUGCCGCCGCGCACAGCCGAACGCUCUUCAGCUUCUCACCUCGCCUACAAGAUAUGGACGAGUGGGACGACCGGUCUGCCAAAGGCUGUCGGGGUUGAACACAUUGCGGCUGUGCAGGGUAUGCGGGCGCUGCAAAAGGCCGUCCCGACGGAUAUGGACGCGCCUGUGCGUCCCAGUGCCAUUCGCUACCUUCAAUUCGCCGCCUACGUUUUUGACCUGUCGAUCUUUGAUAUCUUUUACGCAUGGGGUCACGGCGGCACUGUAUGCUUUGCACCGCUCGAUCUGUUACUCACGCGCCUAGUUGACGUGGCUAAUGCGCUGCAAGUCACCCACACGCUCCUGACGCCAGCUGUCUCGGCCAUGGUACCACGCCGUGCGAUCCCUACGUUGCAGGUCAUGAUCAAUGGAGGUGAGAAGCUGUCACAAGUUGUGGCAGAUGAAUGGACGCAGGAGGGGUGUCGCGUCGUCAACAUUUACGGGCCAGCUGAAGCGACCCUGUCCCUGACGAUGCGCGAAAUUCCGCCACACGGCGACCAAGUCAAGGCACAUAAUAUUGGCUUGCCGUUUGACGAUGCUUUGUGUGUUUUGAUGAACGAGCACAAUGACGUGGUACCACGAGGCUGUAUCGGCGAACUUCUUCUUGGUGGUCCUCAGCUCGCGCGCGGAUACAUCGGCGACGAGGCAAAGACGCGGGAGAAAUUUGUGCAGCAUCCGACACUGGGACGAUUGUACCAUACAGGCGACUUGGCUCGUCAGCUAUGGGAUGGCCAGUUUGAGUACCUCGGUCGAAACGAUGACCAAGUCAAGAUCAAUGGUGUGCGCAUUGAACUGCUGGAAAUCAAUGCCGCUGUGAAGGCCGCGUCCGAACUGGUGUGGGAUGCCGAUACCGUCGCGCUUCCCGGACCUGAUCCUGCCGAACCGCCGCGCAUUGUGGCCUUUGCCGUUUAUCCGUGGGACAAAGGGGACACGAAUGCACCGCUGCUUCGCACAGACCCUGAUGCUGUGGCUUUAGCACGCACAUUGCGAUCUGGCGCCCAGGCACUCUUGCCAUCGUACAUGGUCCCGUUUCACUUUGUGGUCUUGUCUGCUUUUCCGCGUACUUCGAGUGCAAAAAUCGAUCGUCGCGCCGUACGAGCUGCCUACGACUCGCUCGAUCUUCACUCUUGGGAGGCUCGCCUUGCCGAUGUGCAUGAGGCGGAGGGCGUCGAAGAGGCCAUGGCCCAUCCAUUGGCGCAGAAAGUAUGUGAAUGGCUUCCGCUCAUGGCGUGCGUUUCAUCUGCCUCCAUCACGCCCCAUGCCUCAUUUCCCAUGCUCGGCAUCAACUCGGUGCGUGCCAUGGCACUCUCCGCCAAACUGGUCGAGGCUGGGUUUGGCGUAAGUGCUGCCGAUGUGGCGCGACACGAUUCGAUUUUCAAGCUUGUGAGGGCGUACACGAAGCGGCCACAUACGGAUCCCAAGGUGUCUCGUGAUGCAUGGCUUUUGGCGUGGCAGCAAGCGUACUCACCGCCAGAGACACAAUGCGGAGAGGUAUUACCAACGACGCCCUUACAGCAGGGUAUGCUCCUAGAAACGCAGAUGGAUGCAUCGCGUUACUGGCUUUACCGCGUCGUUGUGGCUCACGAGCCUGUUGUCUACGAGCAGCUUGUCGCGGCCCUAGAACAGGUGGUCAUGGAUAUGGACUGCUUGCGAAUGGGUUUUGUGCGCACGACGCCGCCUUCCGACUCGAUCUUUGCGCCUUUGUACAUGUGUGUCUUGCAAAAGUCUGUGUCAGUGAAGGUUCGCCGAUUCCAAGGUCAAGAUGUAGUGAGUGCGUUGGCCUCGCAUGUGCCAAACGUCGCAGAUGGUCGUCCGCCCUGGCUCGCGGCAUUUGAUGCUACCACGCGCCGCUUCGUACUCGUGAUGCACCAUGCGCUCUAUGAUGCGACGACGCUCGAUAUGAUUUUCGCUCGAAUGGAUGCUCAUAUCGCCUCGGUACCACUGAGCGAGACGCAUGCCUGGAGUGAGGCACUUGAGGAUCUGGUCCCUGCCCCACAGGCCGAACAGGCCACCCUCGAUGCUUGGGCUCACGCACUGCGGCCCAUGGAUCAUGUUGCAUGGACUGCGCUUCAUGAGACUCGCACUAAGCCACAAAGGUGCCUCGAGCAUUACGAACGCUCCGUCUCGUCGGUAUCGUGGAGUGCGCUUGAAGAGACCGCGGCCCAUAUCGGCACGUCUGUGCGUCCCUUGGCCCAUGUAGCUUGGGCUCGAGUGCUUGGCAUAAUUCUCGGCACGCCCAACGUUUUGCUGGGCGAUGUCGUGUCGCUUCGCGGACGGCGCGCAUCGUAUGCUACGACAGGUGGUCCACUGCUCGCGACCUUGCCUGUGUGUGUGAAUGCGGCAAGCCAAAGUGCCGUGAGCGACCAUGUUCAGCAGCUGCACGCCUCGAACCUCGCAUUGCAAGAGCACGCAUCUGUGCCGCUGUCGUACAUUCGACAGCAGGUGCACUGUCCCCGUGACCAGCCUUUGUUUGUGAGUCUUUUUGUACUUGAGAUGGACGAAGAUCACGAUGAACGACCUACCGAGCAUGCGCUGGCCUGGCACACGCCGACAGACCUUGGUGUCAGUGUCGAGCACGCCCUGGCUCUCGAAAUGCGUGUCACAAGAAAAGGACAUGUUCGACUCGUCCUGAACUACCUCGAUUCGGCCAUGUCGUCCUCCUAUGCUGAGAUGCUCCUGCAUAUGAUGGAUACCGUCCUCGGUGCCUAUACCCACGAUGUGUCGAUGCCAGUCGCACACAAUCCACCGGAUGUGCCGGCAUCGCUGCUCGCACGUCCCGACAUGCCACCACCGACGCACCCAACGUACCUCAACGUCGGUCAGUGGCCAGCGCAUCAUGCCCGAAUCCAGCCCAGUGCGUGUGCCAUUGAGUAUCGAGAUAAUACGCCCGCCUCGCACACAAUGCGAGCUACCUACGCAGAUCUUGACAAGGCCAGUGCACGUCUUGCCGCCUAUCUUGUCCUUGCCGUGCCGCCACACGCCGUGGUAGGCGUCGCACUGCCACGCAGUAUUGAGACGUACACCUGCCUUCUGGGCAUUUUGCGGGCUGGCCUCGUGUAUUUGCCCCUGGAUGAGUCCUUGCCACAUGCUCGUCGCGAGCAUCUCUUGCGCGAUAGUGCGGCAAGUCUGGUGCUUACGCGGGAAACCAGCCUGCCAUGGCCGUGUGCAUGCAAGACACCAGAAGAGGCCCUCCGGGAUGAGGCAAGUGCUUUGCCCAGCGUGUCGGCAGACGAUGCCGCCUAUGUGCUGUACACGUCCGGCUCCACGGGCGAGCCUAAGGGAUGUAUCGUAUCGCAUGCGAAUCUGUCACACGCCUUGGACAAUUUCCGCGACGCAUUGGGCAGCGACUCGCUGGUACAGGCGCGUUUUCUGGCGCGCUCCGCAGAAGCUUUCGAUGUUCACCUCCUCGAGUGCCUGCUGGCAUGGCAAAUGGGAGCGACUGUCGUGACAAUGCCUCGUCGGGCGUUGCUAGCAGAUAUAGGCACCGCUAUGGCUGACUCUCAAGUCACACAUGCUUGUGUGGUGCCUUCUCUCUUUUUCACGCAAGGUCGCCGUGUAGCGCCGAGUGAUGUGCCGCACUUGCGCGCCUUGAUUGUGGGUGGCGAAAAGCUCGCAGAUGACUUGGUGGAUGUGUGGGGUCCCGCAUCGAUACCCGUGCUGAAUGCCUAUGGUCCCACGGAAGCCACCAUUGGUAUUUCGUGCACACCCGUGCGUGUGGACUCUCUGGCUGCCGAUAUCGGCGUUGCGUUUGCGGGGAAUGCGUUCUUUGUGCGAGCACACAAUGGCGGUCUUGCGUGGCGAGGCCAGCCAGGAGAGCUGUGUAUCCUUGGCACACAUGUCGGGCGGGGCUAUGUGAGACGGUCGUCCAAUGCGUUUUUCACGUGGGACGGUCAACGAGCGUAUGCCACGGGUGAUCUCGCGCGCAUGAUGCCGUGUGGUCGGAUUGAGUAUCUUGGCCGCGUGAACCAAAGUCAGGUCAAAGUGCGAGGCGCUCGUGUCGAGCUCGGUGAGAUCGACGCAGCACUGCGCCAAGCAGGCGCCUCACACGCCGCUACACUUCUACUGACGCACCCUCAGCUUGACACACCGCAUCUCGUGGCGUUUGUGGCGAAAGAUGCUCGUGCUACUGACGAGGUACCACAUGCGACGGACGACGAUACCACGUUGCUCAUGUCUCAUCUCCGCCGUCACUUGAGCACAUACAUGGUGCCAAGCGUCAUGGUGCCACUAUCGUUCCUGCCCCUCGCACGCGUGAGUGGAAAAAUGGAUCACCGUGCGUUGCGCAGCCUAUACGCAGCCAUGCCGCGCGAUGCCCUUGUCGAUCACACGCCACCUCGAACGCCCAUGGAAUGCGCUGCGGCUCGCGCCGUACAGCGAGUACUGCGUCUCGAUGCGAUCGGUAUGCACACGGACCUCUUUGGCGUGGGUCUCGAUAGUCUCGCGGCCGUCAAACUCGCGCAGGCACUGGAAGACGAGGGCGUGGCUGGCAUCAGCAUCUCGUCCCUCAUGACCGAGCCGACGUUGGCCGGCUUCUUACGAUGUCAGCAUGCCGAGGUGGGGGAAGUGGAGGCAAGUCAGGCGCCUUUGCCAUUGCAGUGUGCCACAUUGGCCCAGUCUCUGGCAUCUCCAGCGCAGCGGCUCUAUGUCCAUCAUGUGCGCUUGCACUUGACACCCGAUGCAGAUCGACAGCAGGUUCUCAGGCAGUGGCGUGAUGCGCUGGCACACUACGCCAUCUACCGUACCGUGUUCCAUACCGAUCCACGUCUCACCAUGGACGUCCUCGAGUCGCUUCCGACCAUUGAAUCCGUGGUGGAUGGAUGCUGCACGCAAGAAGCAUGCGAUCAGGUGGCUGAUGAUAUACUCGCGCGUGUCGAAUCGUGCCCGCCCGUGCGUCUUGUUUUGUACGACGAUGUCCUGUGCCUGAGUAUGCACCACGCCUUGUACGAUGCUGCGUCGCUCGACUUGCUCAUCGAUGCCGUUCGUGGUGAGCGCGCGCCUGAUACCUUUGACGACGUCGUGCGCCUAGCCAGUCGCACGGCACCUAUGAAUGCCAAGCAUUACACGGAUGUCCUGCAAGGUAUGAUUCGCACACCCAUGCCCAACUUGACCGGCCGCUACGCCGCAGCUGCGCCCACAAAGACACAUGUGCAUACCAUGAAGCGCGUAUCGCUUCGUGACUUGCAUGCGUAUGCACGCACGCAAAAAAGCACGCUCCAAGCCCUUGUGCUCCAUACCUUUGCUUCGUUGCUCGCCGCGUACGCAGGGGAAGACGAAGCCACCUUGGGUGUGGUCCUUAGCGGUCGCAUGGCCGAUCCACGUCACGCGAGGGCGCAUGGCCCAUGCAUCACUACCGUGCCAUUCCGUUGGCAGGCUCGACAUGGCGAUGUGCAUGCCGUGCACGCCCAGUUGGUGAGCGCCUUGCAUCAUCAGUUUGUGCAUCUCACUGAGGUGGCGCAUGCCUUGGGUAUGGACACGUCGCUCUUUGACGUGCUGUUUUCGUUCAUGCCUGCACCGAGCGUGCCGAAGGCACUGCCACCGGGUAUUGGUGCACUGGACUCAAACAUGGCCAACGACUUUGUAUACGCACUGCAAGUGACGGCCGACGAGGCUCGCGAUACGCUCGUGCUGGAAGCGACCUUUGCCCCUGAUCGCAUGCCGUAUGAGCACGCAGACUUGUUCGCGCGCCAGCUGGAAGACAGCCUGCGACUCCUACUGGAGGGCGGUGCGUGUGAAGCGUCGCUGUGUGCUACCGUAUAUCCCAAGCCGCUUGAGCCAGACGUAUCUGAUACGUUGCUCGCCCGCUUUGCGCGCCAUGCACAAGACACGCCCGAUGCAACGGCUCUUACGUUUGCGUCAUCCAUCGAGCCGUAUGAAGCGACGGUGCUUUCGUACCGCGAGCUCGAUACCCUUUCAAGUCGGUAUGCAGCGCACCUCGCUGCGUCCCAAGAUCCAGCCGUGUACGUGCACUUGCCGCGGUGCAUUGAUCUCUACAUCGUAUUGUUGGCGGCCUGGAAGGCUCACAAGGUCUAUGUGCCAUUGGAUCCGACGCUGCCUCUGGAGCGCCUGCAGUACAUGAUUCAAGUGGUCGGAGCUGGCACGUUGGUGACGCACGAUACAUCCCUUGCCGUGCCCUUGCCGCGGUACACGCUUGCCCAGCUGCGCCAGGACUCUGCAUGGCUACCCACAGUCCCGCGAUUGGAUGUACCCUCGUACAUUCUGUUCACGUCUGGCUCGACAGGCAAGCCCAAAGGCGUGCAAGUCUCACACCGUGCGCUGGCCGCCGCCCUCCUGUCAUGGGAGCGUCUGCUUCCGCACACGCGUGCAUCGCGGCUGCUGCAACUGGCCUCGCCGGGCUUUGACGUUUCCCUCUUUGAAGUAUGCUUGCCACUGGGCCUUGGAUUCAGUGUCGCCACGGCACCUAAGGACGUCCUCCUGACAGACCUCGAAGCAGCUUUCCGUGCUCUGCGAAUCACGAUGGCGGACCUCCCAGCCGCCCUGGCUGCGCUCGUGCAUCCAGAUCAUGUGCCGCCCCUUGAGUGGCUCAUGAGUGGUGGUGACGUGAUCGACGAGCGCGUGGUGCGUGCCUGGGGCGCGCCGCCCCACCGCCUCAUCAAUGCCUACGGUCCCACGGAAGGCACGAUUGGCAAUACGCUCGGCUUUGUCGAUGGCCAAACGCGCCGCUCCGUUGUCGGUGACGUGUAUCCAGCAACAGCGCUCUACAUUUGCGGACGCGACUCUUUUAUUGCUGCGUAUACAGGCGCCGUGGGUGAGAUUGUCGUCGGUGGUCCACAGGUGGCCGAUGGGUAUGUGGGGGCGCCUGAUCUGACGGCCGCCAAGUUCUUCACGCUACCCAAUGGCCAGCGUGUGUAUCGCACGGGCGACCGCGGUCGUCUGCUCGCUGAUGGCCGUGUCGAGUGCCUGGGCCGUAUGGAGCGGGGCCAAGUCAAGGUGAAUGGACAGCGCGUGGAGCUCGAUGAAAUUGCCCAUGAGCUCCAACUCGAAGCAGGUGUGGCUGAUGCGUGCGUGCAGUAUCUUCAGCAUCCUGCGCACGCCUCGCGUCAGCUCGUGGCGUUCCUUGCGCUCGAUCAAUCGCGCACGCUGUCAGACGACGUGGGCGUGCGCACAGAUGCCGAGGCCCGAGCGUAUGCUCAGCGCGUCGUCCAUGGCGCCCAGAGGCGCUUGGCGCCCUUUAUGGUGCCUGCUCACACGCUCGUACUUACGUCGGCACUACCACUUACGCCGAACAAUAAGGUGGAUGUGAAGCGUCUUGCCGGUAUGUACCAAGCCAUGGAUCCUCAACGUCUGCACGACGCAGGUAAUGCACCCAGUACGCGACGCAGCUCAGCAACCGAGACAGCUCUGAUGCAGCAUCUGGCCGCAUUUCUUCAAGUACCCGUCGCCGACGUCGAUCGAGAUGCCUCGUUUUAUGCCCUCGGCAUUGAUUCGCUCUCGGCGAUUCGCCUUGUCAAGGUGCUGCGACUGCAUGGCAUGUCACUUACCGUAAGUGAGCUGCUGGCGCAUGCAACGCCUGCGCGGCUUGCCGCAGCUCUGGAUGAAGCGGGUGGGUCGUCAGAUGACAUGCACGCCUACGAGGCGCUGCGUGCCUCGGCAGCGGCGUAUGCUCCGAACGCCUUGCCGUGUACGCCGCUUCAGUCAGGCAUGUUGGCUCAGUCGACAGCGAGUGAGGGCGACUUGUACAUUCAUACACACGUGUUCCGUGUGGACUGCUCCGUGGAUGCGCUCGUCAAGGCAUGGGCUACUGUGGUGCAGCAGCACGCGAUGCUGCGUACUUCGUUCCAUGCGCACUCGUCGCGUGAAGUGCCAUGGGUGCAGGUGGUGCACGACGAACGGACGCCGCCCGUCGUCGUGCAUGGCCCGAACUGUCUGGAUCGAGUUUUUCCCUCGGCUCGUGCCGCCUGCGAUCCAGAGCAUCCCCACACGCUACACGUGUUCUCUGAUGAGCUCGGCGUGGUGGGUCUGUGGGUACUGCACCAUGCCCUCUAUGAUGCGCAUGGCUUGGAAUUGCUAUGGGAUGAUGUGGACGCUGCCUUGGACGGUGCAGGGAGCGACCCAAGGCCUCCCUUUUCAACGUGUGUGCCGCACCUGUGCUCAGGCGAGGCCCAUGUACCCUUUUGGCUCGACACGCUUCGUGGAUACACACCUCGGCCACUGGCUGAGCAUACAUCCCAUGCGGCCAUCUCGUGUGUGAUCGAUACCCACAUUCAGACGCGUGAUGCGGAAGACAUGUGCCGGCGCGUCGGUGUGUCGAUGCACACACUCGCGACGCUGGCAUUCGCCUACCUGUUAGCCGAAUGCAUGCAUACACCUGACGUCUGCUUUGGUCAGGUGCUGAGCCUGCGCACGGAUAUGCACGAUGCGGUCGACGUGCUGGGUCCCAUGCUCAAUACUACGCCCACGCGUGUUCUGUUGCAGCGUGCACCCUUCGAUGUUCAGCUCCAGCAGCUGCAGUGCGCUAUCGAUGCCGCACGUCCACACCGUCAUGCAUCCCUGCGGUCUAUUGCUGCUGCUCACCAGCGAACGCAUGCAUCGACUGCCCCCCUCCUGGAUGCUUUGCUGGACGUGCAGCUUCAUACAGAGACGUCUUCCCGUGCUCAUCUUCAGCCCAUGGAGCUGUCUAUCGAGGAUGGCGUGCAGUACGCUCUUAAUGUUGAGUUCCAGCAGAGGCCUUCUACGCUGGUCCUAUCAGCGACGGCACGCACGACCCUCGCUGAUGCUGCGCGUCUAGAUGAGCUUUUGCAUCGUAUGAGCGCAAUAGUGCGCCACAUGGCCACCGACCCGCAUGCUAUGCGUACCGUGGAGCAUGUGGACCUUCCGCCACGCAACUCGACUGACCUUAGCGUGCCGUCCGACAUACUGCAUCGUGUGCGCUCUGUCAUGGCAACCGUGGCAGGCGUGCCUGCCAUCGAUAUUCAGGCUCACACGCCCCUUUUGGCCCUUGGGCUCGACUCGAUGGCCGCCAUUCAAAUCGUGGCGCGUGCACGCAUGCAGGGUCUGCCGUUGCAUGUCAGUGACCUGGCGGGUGGUACGCCCAUGACGGUCGCUGCGUCCUUCCUUCACCGUACGCAGACCCAAAUGGAUGAUGUACGGGUAACAGCGCCCGUGUCGGUGGCCGAGGCAGCCGCGGCACUGGGCCGAGAUGACGUGCAAGCUGUGCGGCGCGUCACGGCUGGUCAGGCUCAGCAUAUUGCUACCUUGGUGCACUCCCGCUACCGGAAUGGCAUUUUUUCGUUGGUGUAUCGCGCUUCGGACACGCUGGAUGUCGGCCGCCUCGAGCUGGCUUGGAUUCGGCUGCAAGAGAGCCAUGAAGUGCUGCGCACCGUGUUCAGCUGCCUUCAGUCACACCUGGUCCAAGUCGUCGUGAAAAGCACACAGCCUAUGCAUACGCAUGUCGUGCCACAUGCCGACGAAGGUGUCAAACAGGUGGUGCAUCGCGAACGGACGUGGUCACUUCCUACCCCGUGGUGUGCGAUGGAUGUAGUCCGUGCAUUGCAUGGCACGGAUCACGUUGUCCUGACACUAUUCCAUGGCAUGUAUGACGCUGUGGCUCUUGGCAUGUUGGUGCGUGACUUGGAAGCGCUAUACCGAGCAACAGACAUCCAUGUGACGGCUAACAUGGACGAUUUGCUCACCGUGGCUGCCCGGACAGACAAGCAGGCCGUGCAGCGCCACUGGGCCAGCUACAGCUAUGCGCCACCCUCGUUCGUCGGCACACUGGACGCCCCACCCCUGCCCACCUACACGUUUGUGCAUCGCCGCCACGUCGUCCCGCGCCUAGGGCACAUUCGCUCGACGCUCGCUGAACAGCACGUCUCCUUGUCUUCUGGCAUCAUUGCUGCUUGGGCCUCUGUAUUGCACGAUACAUUACGCACAGAUAUGCCGGUGCUCGGUUUGUAUCAAGCAGCACGAUCGAUCCCACCUCUGGACCUCUCUACAGCGGCUUUGCCAUGCCUGAAUGUACUGCCGAUGGUCGUCCCAUGGCACCCUGAUACAAAGGACAUGGCCAAGCACGUCCAAAAGACCCUCGCCGAGCGAGUUCCGCUAGAACAAGUGUCGUUGGGCGACAUUCACCAGGCCCUUGCUCUGCCUGCCUCAGCUCGCUUCAAUACCCUGCUCAACGUACUCGGCCCGUCACCGCCGGCAUCCACGCCGUCUCUGCUCACACCGUGCUCGGACGUGGACGACGACCGUCUAAUCGCACCUCCGCCCCUGUGUGCUUUUUCCAGUCUCGAGACUUGGGAGGGCCUCGAACCAUAUUCGGCAGCGAGCAUCGCUGUGGACGCGUACGCCGAUAACGAUACCCUGUCUCUGGCCCUACGUUGCCCUGCGCAUGUGCUGAGCUACGAGACCGCGUGUGCACUGCUGGAUGCAUUCACUGCGUAUGUACAUGCUAUCUAG
Molecule: messenger RNA, 11595 nt
Organism: Malassezia restricta
Lineage: Eukaryota; Fungi; Basidiomycota; Malasseziomycetes; Malasseziales; Malasseziaceae
Product: ferricrocin synthase
Exons: 1
Coding region: 1-11595 (3864 amino acids)
Biological process (GO): secondary metabolite biosynthetic process; amino acid activation for nonribosomal peptide biosynthetic process
Cellular component (GO): cytoplasm
Molecular function (GO): phosphopantetheine binding; catalytic activity
Source: RefSeq, a predicted model, not a curated record